Ornithodoros turicata is the source of this 1662-nucleotide messenger RNA. RefSeq lists its product as uncharacterized. The transcript is spliced from 4 exons. Lineage: Eukaryota; Metazoa; Arthropoda; Arachnida; Ixodida; Argasidae. The record is from RefSeq and is a predicted model, not a curated record. Bases 1 to 1662 code for a protein of 553 amino acids.
AUGCAGGGGGAUGAGUCUCGAGUUAUUUCAACCGGUGCAGGUUCGGACGAUGGUGUUCGGCGGUUUCGCAGCCCUGGAACGUUUGAUCCUGACAAGGAAGAUUGGAACCUCUAUGAGAUCAGGUUUCUAGCGGCUAUACGUGUGGCAAGAGUCACGGACGAUGCGGACAAGAGUGGACUUCUAAUUUCGUCGCUGAGUCCGGCAGUCUUCAAGCGGCUCUAUAACCUGCUGCAACCGAGGAACAUCAUGGAGGUACCUUUCAAGGACCUUACUGCAACGUUAUCUGACCAUUUCACUCCGAAACGGUUCAAGGAGUUUGAGAGAUACAAGCUUUUCUCAAAUCGUCAAGAGGACGGUGAGUCAGUGAAGGAUUUCGUUGAGCGGUUGUCGGCAAUCAUUUCCCGCUGUGAAUAUGAAGGAGAGUCUGACGUCCGAGCAUGUUCCCUGAUGACAGCGUUCAUCGUAGGCCUCCGGGAUCAGCGCAUCCGCGCGCGACUUGUUCUGGAAAAGACCUUGACAAUGGACACAGCGAUCCGGCUCGCUGAAAGUUUUCUGGCCGCGGAGGCAGAGUCGAAGCAGUUGCAUGCAGGAACCCUCUGUGCACAAGGUGACAGUCAAGCCGGAGAGCAAGGAACGAUGUUUCCGGGAACGCGGAAGAAAGGUAAACAUUUUCGGAAGGUGAAGCUUGUGACCGACGUGUUUCUUGCGGACGGCCAAGACGGGAAGUUCAUUGCUUGUAGUAUCAAAGACAAGGACGUCAUCCUGCAGGUCGAUACGGGAUCGCGGGCAACACUUCUGGAUGAAAGGACGUUCAAGAGGUUGGGUGAGCCAGAGCUAUACCAAUCUCCGUACCGUCUUCGUGCUUUCAACAAGGACGAGAUACCACUUCGUGGAGCAGCAGAUCUCGAUGUUUCCAUAGGUGGAAGGGGAUUGAUACGUGAGCUUGGCAUCGACCUCAACACAUUAUUCGUGGGCAAGAUAUUGACAGCUCCGAAGUUGGAAGGCGUCUUAGGAACGUACCCGGAUCUUUUUCGAAGCCAACUAGGAAGGUGCACCAAGGCUUUAGUCCACCUUCAUCUCAAGAAAGACGCUGAGCCGAAAUUCUUCAAGCCCCGGCCGAUCCUUUUGCGUCUCGGGAAGCGGUUGAAGCUGACCUGCAACGUGGUGCCCAAGCCAAAUGGAGCCGUACGAGUCUGCGGAGACUUCAGCGUCACUGUGAAUCCGCAGAUCGAAAUCGCACAGUUCCCGUUACCUAGACCUGAAGAACUUCUGGCGACAUUAAAUGGCGGUGAAAAGUUCACGAAAUUAGACUUGUCCGAAGCAUACCUACAGAUGGAGCUGGACGAAGAAGCUAAGAAAAUCUUGGUGAUCAAUACUCACAAGGGCCUUUUUCAAUUCAAUCGAAUGCCCUUCGGCAUCGCAUCUGCCCCAGCCGUUUUCCAGCGUACUAUGGAACAGGUGAUCGCAGGGAUUCCUUCUGUACCCUGUUAUCUCGAUGACAUCAUCGUGACUGGCCGAAACGACAAAGAGCAUCUGGAAACCUUAGUGCAAGUUUUGUCACGUCUCCGCGAGUUCGGCUUCACUCUCAAGAGGGAGAAAUGUGCCUUCCUGAAGCGGCAGGUUGAGUAUUUGGGACACGUGGUUACUGCGGAAGGUUUCUGA